This is a messenger RNA of Sphaeramia orbicularis (orbiculate cardinalfish), 5403 nucleotides long. It is a transcript of the gene bcl2l11, whose product is annotated as BCL2 like 11. The record is from RefSeq and is a predicted model, not a curated record. The coding region runs from base 314 to 1036 and encodes 240 amino acids. The transcript is spliced from 4 exons. Lineage: Eukaryota; Metazoa; Chordata; Actinopteri; Kurtiformes; Apogonidae.
AGAGAGAGAGGGAGGGAGAGAAAGAGAGAGAGGAAGGAAACAUUGCAGACAAAAGAGCAGCCCUCUGGACGAAGCGGCUUGUUUACUCCAAGGCGGAACAGCCUGUUUUCCUCUCCUGGAUACUUCAGCCAGUAAAGACUACAACUGGGAUUUAUUUCUAAGACUUUUGGAAGUUUUUUGUUUUUGUUUUUUUUUUUUUUUGUUGUCAUUUUGGACUUGACAGGAUAUUUGGACUCCUAUAGUUUUCCCCUUUUCCCUCUUAAAAUUGCCACCUUGUUAUUUUUGGAGUCGGCGGUGAUACCCCGCCGCUGACAUGUCCUGUCCAUCCAGACCACCAAAACGGUCCGAUGGCUCGUCCGCAGUCCGCGGAGGAGAGUCAUCCAACGUCAGUGCCGCUGGAGCCACGACGCAAAUAGAUUGUUCAGCGAGCGGCGAGCUGAGCCCCGGUUUCACCGGUCCCACCGGCGAAGGACGAGAGCCGGACUCGCCGUCCCAGAUCGGAGUCAAAGCCACCCUCCUUUCUGAUAGCCUCAGCAGGUUUCAGAUGAGGUCUAUAUUCCGUGGCCGUCGCCGCUCCAGUGGGUAUUUCUCCUAUGAAAGCGACUCGUUACCAGACUCUCCGCCUUCGCCGAGGCCAAUGACGGCUGACAAAGCCACGCAGACUCCCAGUCUCACCGCACAGGUGAUGAUACACGCCCUAGAGCGCACGGCGGAGGCGCAUGGCGAAGGAGCGAGGGCGCACCGGCAGCAUGGAGGAAGCUCUUCACACCCCUUUAGCACGCGGACACAAAACUCAGCAGGGGUCAUGCAGGCGGAGAGUGUCGGACGAGGGCUUCGACGUAUUGGGGAUGAAUACAACAGGCUCCUUAUGGAGCGGAGGCUGGCAGGUGAACAUGUGAUCCACCCACAGCAGCUGCCACACAUCCACCAGGAGCCCACCAUCCUGAUCUGCAUGGGGCUCAUGCUCCUUCUGAUUGGACGACUACUGUACUUACAGAGCAGUACAAGCAGCCACCAGGGCCACUCUCAGGUCUAACCUUUGGAAAACCCAGCAGACGUAGCAUUUAUUUUCCAUUAAUAAUGUCUCUUUGUCUGUGUUGGACUUUUAAUGCUGAUGUUCCUUUCUUGGACUUGAUUGUAGACUGUCUCUCGUCUUUUUCCAAAAUGAAGAAGGUGAGUUUGGACUGUGCUCGUCUUAAUUUUACUUUGGAAAGAGAUCUGUUAACACCUCUGAAAAACUCUAAAUCACCUGUACCAAAGAGCCAGAAUUUUGCACUCCGUUCCAGUGCAGGGACAGUCGUGUCACCGAACAUCUGGAAGAUGACACCUGUGGAAUUCAAUCGUGCCUUGUACAGCUUCAUUUAUUCUGCUGUUUUUACUUUUUGUCCUUUUUUAGGCGCUUUAAUUGUAUGUUUGUUCAAAUGUCACUGGCUGAUCAACUCUGCAGAGCCCAGGGUUGCUAAACUGUGCAUGUCCAGUCCCCACAUUUAAUUAAAAAAUGAACUUGCUCUCCUGUUAUUUUGGGAUCAGCAUACAACAGACUCCUAACCACUGUGGGUUCCUAUAAAGAAUAUAUAAAGUUAUGGCUUUUAUAUUCCUAAACUACCAUGUCAUCAGUUUCAUAUCACAUUUCCAAAUGUCUGCUUAUGUCUGUAGAGUGGGUCUGGAGUUAGGUUUUGAGAAUUCAGUGUUUUCCUCCUCACAAAUGAAUUGUGUCCAGAUGAUGUGAGUAUUUACUUACGCAGGUAUUGACCAAAGAGAUACUGAAAUGCCAUGGCAGAUUUUGCUGUUUUUCCAGUAAUCAACCAAUCACACAGGAGUCUUUUUCAAGAAACUGGAAUAAAAUAUUUCUUGUAGUUAUAAAUAAUCAAAUAUAAAGGUGCAGCAGCAGGAUUAGAAGAUUUGGUUUGUAAGGGACAAGACUAUGAAGUAUUCUGUAAUAUAAACUGUGGCUGGGCUUUACUGAUGGAAAAAUGUGCCAAAAAAAGUCACUUAGGGCCAUAGAUGAGAUGUUUAUGCUCUCCACAGGAUUAAAAUCACUAAAAAGCAUUAUUUGUGACAUUUUACUCCUGCAUUCUCCCUCAGACGAACAGCCUUCAGUCAGAAAUGAGCCGGGUUCAUUUGUCAGCAUCAACGUUCUUAUGUUUUCUUUUCCAUGUUUCCGUUUGUGAUGCCGAUCCCUGCAGUCGCUCCUGUUAGCAUUAGGCAAACAUGUCAUCUGGUAAUCUGUCAUUUGUGUCAUUAAUAAUUCAGAGGUACUUAAAAUAGAUGCUUUUAUACAGUUUUUAGUGAGUCAUAAUGUUUCAUAGUGUUUGUUUCUCAGACUUUUCACACUUUUUAAAGAACAUAUAUCCUGACAUUUUGAAACAUAAAAAAAUUAGAAGUAAUGUUUUUAUUCAGUUUUUAUACAUCCCUUUAAAGCUCAUGAAAGAUUACACAGAGCUAAACAAACACUUUUAAAGUGUUCCAUAGAUCUCAUUGUCUUUCAGUGACACCAGUUAACUGAAGUCUUCUGUGCUGAAAAGUCUGAAAGUUUCUACUGGAACCUGUUUGAGUGAUGAAGGCUCAAGACUUUUUUUAUCUACUGAAAACAAUGUGUAAAAAGAAACCCCUUAAGUACCAUUAAAAUAUAUGAAUGAGUCUGAAUGAUCUCUUCCUUGUAAAUAUAUUCAGCAUUAAAUAAAGGAAAAACAUCAUUUUUCACCUUUUUAAUCACAUUUACUUCACUUAAUGAAGAAAAAAAAUCCAGUUUAAAUGUUUGUAAAAGAGCAAAAUGAUCAACAGUCAGUGAUAAAACUAUGUUUCCCUUAGUCUUGUUUACAUUUACUCUAUUUACUCGUUACAGAGGCUGUGUUUUUAUCUUUUAACCGUUUUAACAAAAAAAAACCUAAAAUAAUGAAACAAUGGUCUUCCUCCUACCUUUGUUUCAGACUGAGGAUUUAUUAUUAUCAACCAGAAUGAACAUAACUGGCACAUGUUCAUGUGUUGACAAGGUCAUGUUAUCUGUUUAUUAGUACAGUGAGGGAUUCAGAUGCAGCCAAGUUUCCCAACGCCUGCCAGAAACAGAUUCCUGGACAACAACCAAACACUGGUCAGUGCAGAGCUGGAUGGCGAGUAAGCACUAAUAACAGUAACAUGGCAAACACAUGAGAUAUGGGUCCAUUUACACUUAUCUUUGAACUCCUCAGUCUCAAUAAAACACAUUAUUGUCACAAGGCGCCACAUAAUGCAGGUCACAGUUUAGAAAACAUAUUAAAUCACCAUCAUUUACAACAGAUUGAGCUGAUACUUGAUGCAAAAGCCACCAGAUAAACACCUUAAUAAGACAGUUGUGGAUGUGUUGUGGAAAACUUAUGCAAAUAUUGGAAAUGUCUGUCUGCUUGUAUGCAAAAACACCUCAGUGUCCUGUAAUUGGGAGGACGUUUUAGUCUUUACAUGUUUGUUUUAACCCUCUGAGACAUUUGCAUAUUUAGUGGAGAUUUUAUAAGGAUACAAGGAUUUUAUAUCAACAGUACAGUAUAUGUUUGAUAUGAACUCGUUUUGAGGUUACCACAUUCCACCCAGUAAAUUAAUGACUUAUUAUGAGUGUUGACCAAAGAGAUUCAUGCAAAAGUCAAUAUUAUAUGAGAUGUAUUGGAUGGUACAUGUGAAGUGUUCCCAAAUUCAGCAUUAUGUGUUCUGCUUUCGGCAUCAUGUUGGUAAAAAUGAUCUGUCUGUUUCAACCUGAAUUCAGUGUCAUUUAUUGUACACCAGUGUGUCUGAGAAGUACGAUUAAGUAUUAAAGUAAUGAUGGGUCUAUUUUGGAAUGACAGUCUGUCUUUAUAGUAAAAAUUGACCUGUUUUCGUUUUCAGUUCUGCUUCAGAUGGACUGUAAUGUUACAUCAGUUGAAUUUAAUCAUUGACUAAAACAAACUAUUUGUUCUCUCGCUGAAAUGAUCCAGAUGUGAACAUCCAAUCAGUGCCACAGCAGAAGUCUGUUGUAAUAACUAACCAGAUUCACUCUGGUUACUUAUUCAACUCAUUCAAGCCCGGGGUGUUUGCACAGUUGUGUCAACAUAAAUACAUCACAGAUCAAGUAAGAUCCUGGGUUUCGUCAAGUCAAACUGUUACUCCAGCAGAACUGUCAUCUGUGUAAUCUCAUGUGUUAAACUGACCUCAAUUGAGAUUAUGGAUAUCAAACCGUCAAUGUUUUGUUUUUUCAUUAAUAUGCAUAUUUUAAUUGCGAUGAUGUGGAUGUUGAGUUAUACUGAACUAGGUUAAAGCUGAUCAUGAAAUCAUCACCUUUCAGAGGAAAAACGUCCAAAUUUUAAAAAGCAGAAAACAUGUUGUAGAAUGAAAUUUUGAGUUUAUUAUUUCCCAAAUCCUGUAGAGAAAGGCCGGUUCCUAACCUGUAAGCCUCUGACUCUUCAAAACAAAAAUAUUGCGGCCUCAGGAUACAACUGUACAGUCACUGAUGAAUCAAAAAACUAUUUCUUAUCAGACUGGUUUAUCUGAAGGCAUUUUAGAUGAACUUUUUGACCUUGCGCAAGGAAACUUACAAAAGGUAAAUAUAAUGGUGCAAAAAUAUUAAUAAGAAUAAUUGUUUGUACCCGAUGGGGGGAGCAGUUAAAUUGAUUCAAGUUUACCAUGAUGAAAAGAAAUCAUUGAAAAAGUCAACAACAGUCAAAUGUCUCCUCACUGUAGAGAAGAAAACAGUCAUGGAAUGUACACUUUCCAUCACACUGAACCACACUACUUUCUGUUUCUACUUGUGCCUCCUCCGUGGCAAAAUGCAUGACAUUGAACACUCAGGUAGUUGCUCAAAUGCACUGUCCUGUGAACCAGGAUUCACUCAAGGUGUUGUGUACCGUCUGGUAGUAUGAGGGAGGAGCAUGGCAGGGAGGAAAUCGAGAGAUGAACCACCUUCUGAAACUGAUAUGGAAACCUGGCAAUGUGUUGAUUUAUCACGUCACAUGUGGGUGUUACAGUACAGAAAUGCAUUAACAUUCACAGUUUUACUGACUCACAUCAAUCCUUUUGGAGCUGCUUCUGAAAUGUGCGCUUUUGUUAACAUGCCACACUGCUUGAUGGGAGGAAUUUAAUGCUGAAGAACUUUUAAAUAUGAUGAGAGAGUAGGUAUAUGGAAGAGAUAUCUUCUAUCUACAUGUAGAUAAAUAAAAAUGAUGAAUGAGGGGACCAUGGGCAGCUUGGCUGUGUUGUGCUUUGCUGAAAAUGCUGUACAAAAAUGCAACUUGGAGCCUGUUUUUUGCACGUGCAGAAACAGACUCAAACCAUUGACCCAGUACAACUGUAGCAUCAUAGUGUCUUUUUUUUGUACUGUUGUUGUACACUGAAAAUAUUGUAAUUAUUCUGUUUUUAAUUCUGUAUUGCAUAGAUGUAAUAAAGCUUUUUUCAUCUUUUUCA